This is a messenger RNA of Schistosoma spindalis, 9819 nucleotides long. The record is from the annotation of a GenBank genome assembly. NCBI's taxonomy places the organism in Eukaryota, Metazoa, Platyhelminthes, Trematoda, Strigeidida, Schistosomatidae.
AUAGUAGGAAGUAAAGAAAGCUGAAGAAAACUGUACUAUAAAAAUUAGAACCUGAAAAUCCAGUAUGGUGUAGACUAGUGUGAACUCUAAUUUCCACCUGGAGAGUCCUCUAACACUUAUUAUUUUUCGGAUGCUUUUUACUCAUGUUACCAUAGUCUAUUCUUACAAAUACUGUUAUUUCUUUAAUUUACGUUCAUAUUUCGAUGAUCGAUUAUUCGUUGCUCUCUCUUUUUUUUUCUUACAGGUCUAAUCGUAAAAUAAUCUUAUCUCAGGGAUUUGUAGUGUGAUUUUUAUUUUUAUUUUUGCACUUCAUGUUCAUGCAUGAAAGAAUUAUUGAUCCACAAAUUUUAAUUUCCUUCCUACAAUCGAUUAACAUGCUCAAUGGGAUUUCCUGACCAUACUUUUUAUUUUUACUCAAAUUAUCCCCGUCAAGUUAUCAAUUGUUAUAGUGCGAAAAAAAUGUUUACUACAUCUUCAACUAAUUCUGAUACAACAACACCACCGUCUUCGGUGAAAUUAUUAUCUAUUGACGAACAUGCUCAAACAAUACAAUUUAAUACUAAUCAAAAUACUAAUAAUCUUACAAGUGAUUCUUUAUGCAUCGAUUCAUCUGAACGUGGAACUCAGGAACUUUUAAAUACCAUACAUCAUAACAGUCCAAUUAGCAAUAACAAUAAUAGCAAUUGUAUGCUAAAUUUAAACAAUAAGGCUACCUCAUUUCCUUCAAGUAUGACAGACCUUUCAUUAUUAUCAUCAUCAUCAUCCCUUUUUCAUUGUGAAAAUUGUCCUAUAUGUGGAGAUAAGGUAUCUGGUUAUCACUAUGGUCUUCCUACAUGUGAAUCUUGUAAAGGAUUUUUCAAACGUACUGUGCAAAAUAAGAAAGAAUAUCAUUGUAAUGAACAAGGAAAUUGUGUUGUUGAUAGAUUACAUCGGAAAAGAUGUGCUUAUUGCCGAUUUCAGAAGUGCUUAAUUGUUGGUAUGCGAGUAGAAGCUGUUCGUGAAGAUAGAAUGAGAGGUGGACGUAGUCGACGUGGACGUUCAUCCUACUGUGUUGUAACAACACCGAAUUCAAGCAAUAGUAAUAAUAACAAUAAUGAUUCUAAAAUGGAUAAUGUUAAAUGUUUACUUUCAUCUAACUCCUCUGUGAUGUAUUCAAAAUCUGUUGACAGUGAACUAUACAGUAGUAUUACUCCUCCUCCACUUUCUCAUACUUCAACUUCUACCAUCAAUGUUAACAAUAUUCAUCCCUCGAACAGUGGCAUUGACACUUCCAAUAAUAUUACAACAUCAAUUCCAUAUGAUAAAGACUACUGCAACAGACGAUCACCAAUAAUUGUCCCAUCAUUAUGCACAGUGAGUAAAACAAUAUGUGAAGCAAACUUGGUCCCAUGUUCUUUAUCCUUAACGAAUCCAAUUCCACAAGUUACAACAACAUGUACUACAACAGUGACAGUAUCACCAAGCCAUUCAUCUUCGCUGUAUGAAUCUAGCCUAUUUAACCCAAACUAUUCUCAAAGUAUAUUUAAUCUGAAACCUGUAUCAUCAGUUGAAGAAAUGAACACUGACAAUGAUCAUUUAUCAACAUCAUCGUCAUCAUCGUCAAUAUCAAAGCAUUCGAAUUGCCAAAAUGAUUCUAGACCUAAUUCAUACAAUAUUUCAUCGGUUAACUCUUGUUCUUCUUCAAGUCCAAUUUAUCAUCAAACUUCACUUAAGCCUAUUGAUCAUUCAAAUAUAGAUAUGUCCGGUAGUUGUUCUACUGUUAUUUGUAGUUUAACAACUCCUCCCUUCAUCAUCAUCACUGAUUCUAUGAAUUCAGUUUCAAUUAAAUCUUCUGUUAAUAAUACUACCGAUUCUAUUAUGAAUAUUGCUUCUUCAUCUACCGGCAUAUCUACGGAUACAUACACAAGUAUGGUUAAUCUACCUUUCAAUGAUUCUUUGGUUGGUGGAAGUCAUUCUCAUUUACUUACAUGCACCCAGAAGCUUCCCAGUACUACUACUACUGCUAGCACCACCACGAAUGCUACUACAACAGAAACAUUGAAGUCAAUGAGUUUAUCAUGUUCACCAGCAUCAUUAUUAUCAUGCUCUAAUGGGAUGCAUUCUUCUAAUCCAGAUUUUGUUGAUUUGUCAAAUUCAGAUCCGAAACGUUUACGUUUAUGCUUUACAGACAUAAAUAGUACUAUCUUUGCCACUGCUGCUAAUUCCACCACUACUACUACUAUUACUCCCACUACUGCACAUAUUGACAUUAAUGUAUGUAAUGAAACAAAUGAGCUGAAUAAUUAUCAACAAUUUUCAUCUUAUUUGUUAAAUCAUUCUUAUGAUCAAUGUUCACACUAUCAAGUUAAUAAUAAUAAUAAUAGUCGAGUCCAUUCACAUGUUAAAAUCUCUUCUCCAUUAAUAUCGAUCCCACCAUUAACAGAAGGUGUAUCUUCAACAUCAUCUGCAAGUGUUUGGUAUCCAUCAUGCCUUGGAAUUGUAAAUUCUUCUGAACCAUCUUUUCUCCCGACAUCAUCGGAAUUACACGACUCGUCCGUAUUGAAUGAAUGUUCUAGUUAUGUUCAAAUUAUGGACGCAAAUUAUCAUCCGUUAAUAAAAGAUACUCCGCAAUCGACGUCAGUUUAUUUAAAUCCUAAUCAUCCUACUUCGUCCUCAUCAGUUAUGCAUCCUUCAAAUAUUGUACUACAAAAUGUCCAUGAUGGUCCUAGUCAUGGUGAUAGUUCUUGCAAUAGCAACACAUCUAUCGUUUCUACUCCUGGUUCUGCAUCUGUAAAUACUGCUUCUCCUGUCAUUAACAACAACAGUGAUAGUGCUUCACAAUUAUCGUUACAUACCGAUAAUCCUAGUCAGUCUAUUCCACCGUUUUGUCAUAAUUCUCAACAAAAUUCUAAAUUACAUUUAGUUUAUAAUCAACCACAUUCUAGUUUUUGUAGUCCAGUUGUUUGUAGUUUAUCUGAAUCAUCUAGCUUGAAUGUAUGUGGAAAUAUGCUCAAUACUAUUACUAAGUCUACAAGUAACCCUAGUAAUUCAUGUUUACCUUUUAAUUUCGAUAAAAACAAUUCAUCUUUUCUCAAUGACAAUGGUAUUAAUAAUCAUUUAUAUUCACUAACCUCUUCUAUCCAUGAUAGCCAGUAUCAUCAAAACAUACGACAACAAAUAAAAGCUCCACUCAUUGUGCCUCCUUCACUUCUUCCUUCUCUUUCUUCUCUUUCUAACCAUCCUUAUCCCCAAUUUACCAAUGAACAUUUAAUGAAUACUACCACAUCACAUACACAAAUGAUGAUGAAUUCCACCUCAAUCAAUCGAUCAAAUCCCACGGAUUUUAUCGAGGCUGAAUCAAUAAAAACAGAUCGUGGUGAAUCAGAAGGUGGAGGAUCAAGUGAAUCUGACGUAUCUGGUGAUUAUGGCGGUGUCAGAAUUGGUGAUAAUUUAAGAAGUGCUAACAAUCACAACAGUAAUAAUAAUACCUAUUCUACUACUAACAAUACGAACAAUGGACGCUUUGGAUUAAUGAAUAAUGAAUUAUUAACAAAUAAAAAAUAUGAUUGUAACAUUGAUGAGAUUCCAGAUGAUGAUUAUCUGACAGGUGAUGAUACCGAUGGGGACGAUUAUACGGAUAGUAUUCUUGAUGAUGAAGAAGAUACUGAUUACGAUGAGGUAGAUGAGUAUGAUAAUGAUGAUGAUGACGAUGAUACGGAAAAUGAUAUUGAUGAUCCUGAUAGGGAUUUUGAUGAUGAAGAAGAUAGAGAGGAUGAUGAACUCAGUGGUGGUGGUGUUGGUGGUGGUGUUACUAGUAUAGGAGGAGCAGGUGGAAGAGAUAUCCUUGAGAUGUCUGAAGGUACUGGUCAUUCUAGUUUUACUUGUUCCACAUCAUCUUAUCAUAAAUCAGAAUACGGAAGUGAAUCAAAUCAUACUGGUGCUACUACUUCUCAUCUUAAUACUACCAUUUCUUCUACUACCACUAAUACUACUAAUAAUAAUCAUCAUAAUGCAAAUAAAGUUAAUAAUUAUGGUAACAAUAAUGAGAUUUUAUUUAAUAAUAAUUCUACCACCCAUGCAAAUGGCUUUAGAUUUGGACAGAUAUUUAUAACAUCGGUAGAACAUGAUUACAAAGUUGUGGAAGUGGUUCAAAAAUUUAUUCCUAAAUUAAAGUGCAGUCUCUCUGAAUUAUGCUCUUUUUUAAAAUCCAAAAAUCUCGAACUGACUAAUAGCAGUACUACCACAAUACUAUCAUCCUCUUCCUCUACGUCAUUAUCACGAAACGAAAUAACCAGUGAACGCACCAACACGGAGCCUGUGUUAAUGUUUAGAGAAUCGUCUGUUGGAAAUUUUUCAAAUUCCUUCUUGCCAUUGUCACCAUCAUCUCUUGUACAUGAAUCACAGCCGCAUAAUAAUGAUAUUGAUUCUCAGGUAAAAUCAGUUAGUCAUUUGGACUCGGCUGAAUCCAGUGUGCCAAUCUUUAAAAAUAAUAAAGCAAAUUGUUCCCCGACACUUGGUACUUCUUCACCUUCAACUGCUCAAAUAAAUGAAAAUAGUACUACAAUUAUUAAUCCAUAUUUAGACGAUUUAUUGUCUUCCUUAUGUUCAUUAUUAGAAACAUGUUUAUUUUAUUUGGUGGAUUGGAUGGCUCAAAUUGAAUCGUUUAAAGUAUUACCGGUCGAAGAUAAAAUGCAAUUGUUGAAUAGUAGUUGGAGUGAAAUUAUCCUACUAGAGUUUAUUCAUUUUUAUGUAACACAUUUAAAUAAUGCUAAACGAACAAAUACAAUAUUAACUGAUUCUAAAAGACGUAAAAAUGCCAUGGAUCCAUUGAAUGUUUGCUCAUCGUUAUUUCCAAUUAAUACAAAUUCUAUUAAUUGUAAUGAAAAUAACUCAUUGACUUCUACCACUACUACUAAUAUCACAGCGACAACACCAACAACAUCAUCUUCGUUACUAUCCCAUUCUUCUGCAUCUAUGGAGAUAUGUGAUCUUAUUGAAAACCUAUUAAAUAAUCUUCUAGGUGGUGUCGAUAACUGUGGAGGUAGUCAAUCAGACUUGAAACAUAAAUUAAAUGAUUUAUUGACAAUAUUUCAAAAACUUCAGUUGGAUAAUAAAGAAUUUACUUGUUUGAAAUUUAUUGUUUUGUUUAAUCCUUUGAAACAUGAUACCUUUCUAACAUCAAACUUAAGUUAUGCCUUGAAAAUUCAGGGAAAAUUUUGUCAUUUCUUAUUGAAGCGUUCACGACGAUUUCUACGUUUAAUAAAUGAAUCCAGUGAAUCUCAAAAACUAGAUCAUGAAUCGUCAAAUGAAUUGAAUACUAUUCUUCUACCAGAUAGAUAUGGCCAAAUUUUGUUAGAAUUAGCAGAAGUUAAAUUUCUUGCUUUCCAGUUAGAAAGUUUUUUACUCAUGCGAUAUAGACUUGGUAAAAUACCUAAUGAAAGUUUAUUAAGUGAAAUGUUGUUAACAAAACGUAGUCGAGUAUCACUUCCUGUGCAACCAUCUUAUUGUAAUCCAAUGACAUCAAUGAAAUCACCACGAUCAAUAGCAUCAUCUUAUAUAAUGCCAACAUGUCAGUUCGCAUAUACUAAUGUUAAUUCAAAAGUUAUUCUCACACCAUCAUUAUCUACGGAUGCUGAUUGUCGAUCAAAUGAUGAAGUGAUAAAACAUACUAAUCAAGCUUCUUCAUUAUGUACAAAUAAUCCGAAUAAUGGUACUACAAUGAUGGUAAAUGCUACAGGAAGCUUAUCUACUACACCAUUUACUUCUCCUAUCCCUUCAACUUUCCCACUUACUUCUCUUCAUUCGCCUACUUCUAUUCCUCAAUUCAACAAUAGAAAUAACAGCUGUAAUAAUAAUGAUGCAUCAUUAUUGAAAGACAUUGAUUCGCAGUUGUCUUGUACAGCAUUUCUUAAUUCUUAUACUAAUUCUUCCUUAUAUACUCCAACUACUACAAAUCAACUGGUUUAUAAUCAUUGUUUUAUUAACAAUGAUGACCAUGUUAUUACCGCAAAUAAUAUUAACAGAUUUAAUGAACAACUACACGAGUCUUUAUCAACAGUGACAACAAUGCCGGCGACAACAACAACAACACUCGUAAAUCAUGCCUCAAUAUUAUCAUGAAAAGCAUUUAUUCUUUUUUUCUACUUCUUGAUCGUUUAUUUUUUGCUUUAUUUGUAUCCUUAUAUUCUUGUCUAUUUGGGAAGGGAAAGAGAACUACAAGUAAGGCAGGAAGGACUGUUGUCAUCUUUCCAUCUGACAUCAUGCUAACUUCACUUACACAACUUAUGUUUCAAGAAUUCUACUUUCAAUAUUUCUAAUCUGAAUAGAAAUAGAUCUAUGGUUUCUCUUUAACAUGUAUAUGUUAGUGUAUACUCUGUUUAUAGAUGAACAAAGAAAAUGAGAACUUGAACAAAUUUGAAUUUCAUGAUGGUGAUGAUUAUGAUUAUCACAAGUGAGAUUGAAAUUGAAAAAUCAAAAUAUUACCGAAUUGUUGUUGCUUUCUUCGUUGUUAUAUUUCUUUCUGUAACCAUCUGUGUUUAUGUUGAAUGAAUAUAAAUACAACAUACGAUAUUUUGAACGAAAAUUAGAAGAUUAAAAUGAAAUGAAAAGAGAGUAGCACAAAAUUAGGGAGAAAUCGCGUACACACGCAUAAUUUGAUUUUAAAUGCAACAUUAACUGUGACAGAAACAAUAAUAACCUCUCCAUAUAUAUGGAAAAUGUUCUCAUUUCAUUGGUAUUGUUAUUUACUGUAAUUUAUUCUACAAAAAAAGCAAAAAGAACUAAAUGAACCUGAGCUCAGUUGUAAAAAGGCUUAAAGUAGGAAGAAUAAUUCUGAAGACAGAGAGAGAAGAAAAAGAGGGAAAAAUACGCAAAAAAAUACUCCUAUUGAAAUGCACUCAUACAUUGAUUUACAUUUAUUCGUAUUGAAUUAGAAAAUACCAGGCCUGACAGCAACUGUAUGUAUGUGCGUAAUGAGCAGAUAUGUGCCUAUUGGUGAAUAUAUGUAUAGAUAAGUGAAAUACACCCUGUUUAUCUUUAAGUCGAAGAAAUAUUAUACAGUGAAGAGGAUGAAGGAUCUAAGUUGAAUUUCAUGAUGGUGAUGAUUAUGAUUAUCACAAGUGGGAUUGAAAUUGAAAAAUCAAAAUAUUACCGAAUUGUUGUUGCUUUCUUCGUUGUUAUAUUUCUUUCUGUAACCAUCUGUGUUUAUAUUGCAUGUGUAUGUACUAGGCUGUGAAUAAAACAUUUUACACAUUUCCCUUCAAUAAUAGAAUUAUUAUUUGGUAUUUACGACUAUACAAGUAGGAAGCGAUACAUGUAAUUACGUAACCACUAUUGCACAGACAUAAAGAAAUAAAUACAAUCAAAAAUACUAAUCUACCUCAACUUAAAUCCUUCAUCUUCUUCACUGUAUAAUAUUUCUUCGACUUAAAGAUAAACAGGGUGUAUUUCACUUAUCUAUACAUAUAUUCACCAAUACGCACAUACAUACAGUUGCUGUCAGGCCUGGUAUUUUCUAAUUCAAUACGAAUAAAUGUAAAUCAGUGUAUGAGUGCAUUUCAAUAGGAGUAUUUUUUUGCGUAUUUUUCCCUCUUUUUCUUCUCUCUCUGUCUUCAGAAUUAUUCUUCCUACUUUAAGCCUUUUUACAACUGAGCUCAGGUUCAUUUAGUUCUUUUUGCUUUUUUUGUAGAAUAAAUUACAGUAAAUAACAAUACCAAUGAAAUGAGAACAUUUUCCAUAUAUAUGGAGAGGUUAUUAUUGUUUCUGUCACAGUUAAUGUUGCAUUUAAAAUCAAAUUAUGCGUGUGUACGCGAUUUCUCCCUAAUUUUGUGCUACUCUCUUUUCAUUUCAUUUUAAUCUUCUAAUUUUCGUUCAAAAUAUCGUAUGUUGUAUUUAUAUUCAUUCAAGUGUUAAUAGUGUAUAUGUGUUGAUAUUGAUCUAAUAUAUAUAUUUUGGUACCCAUUUUUUGUCCUCAUCAUCACCAUCAUUGUUGUUGUUGUUACCUCACUGGGACAAAAAAAAUAUCGCUUCAGUUCCUCCCCCCAACACUAUCUUUCUAACUUCCCUACUCGUCUACGUAUUAUUUCUAUGUUUUUUCAUUCUUUUAUACGAGAAACUGUACAAGACAAUCAUUAUCAACCAUCAGGAUUUUUGUUUUAUUUAUCGAGGAAACCGAACAUUUUCAUGAUACUUUUGUCAAGUGUUAUCUUGUUUGUAGUCGAUUAAAGAAAUAAAUCAACUUAUAGGAUGUAGUGAAUAAUGUUUUUUUAGAAGAAUUUCAUUAGUAGUUUUUUCAAUUAUACUAUUUUGAUUAUGUACAGAGGUAUUUCAUCUUUGUUUUCUUUUGAUCUGUCUACAAUUAAUUUUUAAAUAGAUGAUUAUAAUAAUUGUAUGUCUAUUGUGUAUUGCCUUCAUCACUUUCCUACCGGCUGCCAAUCUCACGUUAUUUCUACUUUUCUUCCGUUAAUCUACCUCGAAUAUUUAUAUAUUCUACUGUAAUUAUACCGUUAGUAUGUAGAUAUUUUCUAGCCAUACUCCUUUUUUUAUAAACAUAUAUAUAUAUAUAUUUAGUUAUAGAAAAUUUACCAAGAAAUGCUCAUUCUCCGGCUAGCAUCAACUAUCAUCAGUCUUUUCUGUAGACAGAUCGUCGCUCAAUUUCUCUUAUUUAUACAUUGUAUUUAGUCAGUUAAUUAAUCCAGACAGGAUUUUUCCCCUCUUUAUCCCAAUGUCUUCUCUUCUGUUUGUGUAUUUAAGAUAUUUUGCUUUUUUCACAUACCUCUACACAGUGUACACUAUGUAAAUAUAUUGCGUAGUUUUGUGUACAAAUUAUUUUCCUUGUUUGUGCAUUUUUUUGAGUCAGGCUAAUAUAUAUAUAUAUAUAUAUAUAUAUAUAUAUAUAUAUAUCCAUGUUCAUACUCAGGAGUAAUCAAGUCUACCUCGAAGUUUUGUCGGUAUUAUGUAAUAGGAUUCUGGUAGUAAUAAUGUUAAUAAUAGGUGGGAAGAAUAGAAAUUCACGUCUUGUUAAUAUUUUGUUUGUCCAACUACUUAUUUUUCCCUUUAUUUCACACACACACCUUUCUUCACUUUGUUCACCUCACGACAUGAGAGUAAAAGGUCAUGUAUUGAAGAGAAUCAUUGAAAACUUUAUUUUACUCCGUGAAAAUAUUCCAACUUUUGUUUAAUUAGUAUGUAAGUGAAAUGUUGACAAACUACAAUUAGAAUUAACACCUAAAGGACUAAUUGUACGAAGCAGAUAAUUCUAUUGUUUUUUUUUCUCAUAUUUCCCAUUCUUAUAAAUUUAUUGAACCUUGAUUGCAUUGUUUCUUUAGUAGUUCAAUUUCUCUUGCAUCCUCCUUCAACUCUCCUUUGUGUAUUUAUACUUUUUCCCUCAUUGUUUAUUAGGUAAAAGUGUGAGUUAACAUUGGACUGAAGAGACCACGCCUCUUUUGUUUUAUUCCUCCUACUUUAUCUUUCUUGUCAUCUGUUUCUCUCAUCUUUAACAUAUGUAUACUUUUUGUUCAGGCAGCUAUACACGUUAUACACUUAUCUAUCUAUUGUUAAAAAAGAAUUCGACUUUUAUAAUAGCGAUGGUACUUAUCAUACUCAUGUUAAGAUAAUCUGAGGUAGGCAAGUUAACUCUUCAUUUUAUCUUUCAUACUGUAACUUUCCCGCGUUCCCUUUCUUUUUUGCGGUGAUUGCCACAUUCUCUUUUCCUGUUCAACCUCCUUUCAGUGUUGCUUGUUUGUGUUAUUCAAUAUUUCUUUCUACUGUUAUCAUAACUAUCAUUACUACUAGUAUUAUUAUUAUAAAAAUAAAAAAAAUAUAAUGAAUUUUGUGAAUAAA